GCGUCGUGUCAAUUCAUAUCACCCGAGGGCCCGCUCGCCUAACCAGAGAUGCAGAAGGAGGCCACGACCGAGGCCCGCGCGCUCCUCCGCGACGUCCACGUCGUCGCCGCCCGCGUCGCCAAGCAGCUCUCGGACGAGGAGCAGACGCUCCGCGCCAACGUGCCCCAGUACGUCCAGGGCCGGUCCCGCUACGCGAGCGACCACUUCAUCACGUCCAUCGUGCAGUUCCCAUCCCACAUGACGACGCCCGUCGUGGCCAUGAGCCCGAGUGCUGCGCACGCGACGAGAGGCACGAGCGGCUGGCUCCACCUGCACACCAAGCAGCAGACGGACAAGAAACUCAAACUCAAGCGCCGGUUUGUCGAGAUCCGCGACAAGUUUCUCUACUACGCCAAGUCGGACAUUGCCAAGCAAAAGGUGCUCUUGGUGCUCGACGACGUCUCGACUGUCAUGCCGUCGCCGAUGGAGCACUUUGGCAUCGUGCUCGUGACGCUGACCUCGUCCUUGCUCUUGGUCGCCGAGACGGAUGCAGACUACAUGCGCUGGAUCUCGGAGCUCUGCCGCUUCAUUCCCUACCAGCGCGUCCACGCGGUCUUUCGGCGCCGCAUCCAGCAACUCGAGAUGGAAGCAACGCCGGCCAAGGCAGGCGACUUGCACACAGUCCUGUCGCCGACAUCGACGGUCGGCGAGUGCAUUCGCCACAUUUUACUGCUGUUUCACCAGCAGCGCCGCCGGAAAAGUUUGCUCCACCCCGAGCACGAGUACGUGCUCAAGCUCACGGGAUUUCGCGACUACUUUCUCGACUGGCUGCGCCCGAUCGUCGACUACCAGUCGGUGCGCGAGUGCCAGCUCCAGAAGAAGACGCUCCGGCUCACCUUUGUCCACGUCUCGACGCUCGAUAAGAAGCCGCUGAGCCUCCCGCUGGCGUUUGCCCCUCUCUUGUCGCCGCGCGUCGCGUCGGUCGCCGAGAGCUACCUCUUGCCGUCGCCCGACGGGCCAACGCAGAAGAGCGCCGACGUUGACGAGCCACUCCAGCUGUGCAUCCACCGGCUCGCCAACGUGUCGCCGACGACGCUGUACCGCGACCGAACGCGGCGCGAGGUCAAACUCAGGGCCAAGCCGAUUGUGCACCGGUUUAUCUUUGUGCGACUGCAGCUCCUUGACGGUGCCAAGGCCGUCGAGAGCUCGCGGUUUGAAACGGACCUCACGGAGCUGACGCCCCAUGGCGCGCUGUGCACGGCCGAGUUUGCGCCGCUUGUGUGGUACCCGCUGUCGCUGCCGCCGUCCCAAAUGGCACGGUCGCUCCGCCUCGUGUGCACCAUUUACGCAGCGUCCAAGCAGUAUCUGAUCGCCAAAGACGAUGCGCACUGCGAGAAGAUUGCGAGCACGGGCUGCCACUUGUUUGACGUCCAUGGCAUGAUGGUGCAAGGCGACCGGUCCCUCGCACUCUACGACAACUUGGCCGACCUCAAGACAGGCCCGCUACCGUGCGGCGUCGAAGCGGGCCAAGGCUACAUGCAGGUCGAGUUUUGCUCGGCGCCCAUGUCCCACGUCAAGUACUCGCCGACGCCGUCGAUGCGCCGGAGUAGCAUCCGCGCGAGCCUCAGCGACACGAACCUCUCGAUGCUGGGUCAGUCGUUUUUCACCAUCUCGGAGCCGUCGGUGCUCAAGGAGGGCGCGCUCGCCAAGCUCAGUGCACGACCGUGGCACGUCUGGAAGGAGCGCUGGUUUGCACUCAACGGCGACACGUGCUGCCUCUGCAUGUCGGAGAAGCGCCACUCGAUCCGGUCCGUCUCGGUCUCGCUCUCGGGUGCGACCGUCACGACCGCCGAUAAGCUCAACCAGACGUACACGUCGUUUCCCGUCAACAAGAGCACGAAAAAGGAGUACCAAACGUGGUGCUUCUCGGUGACACUGCGGUAUCAAAAGACCAAGUCGAUCGUGUUGCGGGCGCCGACCAAGCAAGAACGCGACGAUUGGAUGCACUUGAUCUCGGUCGUCAUCCAAAAGACGGCCGAUAUGAUGUGGGAGCGCCGGCUCGAAGACACGAUGACGCUCCGCAGCAGCAUGCUCGACGCCAACAAGCCCGAGCCCGACGAGCGCCUUAGCAUCCCGCACACGCAAGACAUUAUGAACAACGUCCGUGGCUCGAUGCGUCUCUCUUCGUGCUCGACGAUUUGGUCGUCGUCCGGGUCGCUCUCGGAGAUGGCGGUCGACACGUCGGGAUCCACGUCGUCGUCGUCGUCGGCGUACAUGGCCCACACCAUCUCGACGGGCGCAACCAUGGCAGCCCUGAGCUCGCUCCUCGCUCUCAUUGAGCAAGACCCGCUGUACCGGCUCUCGAGCUACCAGAAGUCGCUGCUCUGGAGCCACCGGUCGUUUGUCGUGAGCCAUUUCUUUGUGCUGCCGCGCGUGCUAUCGUGCCUCACGUGGAGCGAGGCGAGCCAGCGCAACGAGAUGCUCGAGCUGCUGCCCAAGUGGUCGAGUCCGGCGCACAUUUCCGGGUACCUCGCGCUCCUCGACGCCGAGUUUGCCCACAUGGGCGCGGUCCGGCGCUUCGCGCUCACAAAGAUGGGGGCCAUGGACGACCUCACGCUCGCGAGCAUCCUGCCGCAGCUCGUCCAAGCCAUCAAGUGGGAACCGUACGCGACGUCGCAGCUCGUGACGUGGCUCAUUGAGCGUGCUCUCGUGAACCCGUCUCAGAUUGGGUUUGCGCUCUUUUGGACGCUCAAGGUGGAGACGUACGUGGCGCGCUGGUCGGAGCGGUUCCGGCUCGUGCUCGACGCGUACCUUGCAGUUGUCUCGAAACCCAUGGCGUCGAUUCUGUCGCUGCAAGAGGCGCUCUUCUCGCCCGAAGGCGAGCUCCACCGCAUCGCCAAGCGCGUCAAGAAGCUCAAGGCCAACGCGAGCAUGCACGAGGUGACGGUGCAGCUGCGGCACAUGCUCUCGGACCUCAACGUGCUUCUUCCUCCGUCGUACCAAUUGCCCAUCGACCCGCGCGUCGAGGUUGGCGCGCUCCUCGUGGACCAGUGCCGCGUCAUGUCGUCGGCCAAAUUGCCCCUUUGGCUCGUGUUUGAGAACGCCGACCCGACGGGCGAGCCGAUCGAAGUCAUCUACAAGGCCGGCGACGACGUGCGCCAAGACCAGCUCACGCUCGAGAUGUUUCGCCUCAUGGAGUCGAUUUGGCAAGACGACGGCCUCGAUCUGUGCCUCAAACCGUACCGGUGCGUCGCAACGUCACCGUUUACCGGCAUCCUCGAGGUGGUCACGGAGGCCGUGACGACCGCCGACAUUCAUCACCGCAACGGCGUCUUCGGACCGCUCCACGAGGCGAGCUUUCUCGACUGGAUCCAACACCACAACCGCGACGCAACGUCGCUGGCGUCGGCCGUCGAUCUCUUUCGGCGGUCGUGCGCAGGCUACUGCGUCGCGACGUACGUGCUUGGCAUUGGCGACCGGCACAACGACAACAUCAUGAUGACGACGGCCGGUCGGUACUUUCACAUUGACUUCGGGCACAUACUCGGCCACUUCAAGUAUCAGCUCAACAUCAAGCGCGAGAAGACGCCGUUUGUGUUUACAAAGGAAAUGGCGCACGUGCUCGGCGGCGUCGACGCCGAGACGUACGCGCUCUUUGUCUCGACCUGCGGAGAGGCCUUCAACAGCAUUCGCAAGCACACGCAUUUGCUGACGACGCUGCUGCUUAUGAUGCUGCCCGCGGGCAUGCCCGAGCUCACGGACGGCACGGACCUCCAGCACCUCGUGCAAGCCAUGGACACGAGUCUCACGGACGUCGAGGCGCACGCGCAGUUUGCCGAGAAGAUUGCGAUUUGCCUCAAGCACCCGUUCAAGCGCAUUGACAAUACGAUCCACAAUUUUGUGCACAAGCUCCGCAGCUAAUUCGACGAGUUGGGACUUAAGUAUUAUAUAUGG
Saprolegnia parasitica CBS 223.65 is the source of this 3933-nucleotide messenger RNA. RefSeq lists its product as hypothetical. The transcript has 8 exons. Gene Ontology annotation, cellular component: plasma membrane; cytoplasm; phosphatidylinositol 3-kinase complex. The record is from RefSeq and is a predicted model, not a curated record. The coding region runs from base 49 to 3900 and encodes 1283 amino acids. Gene Ontology annotation, molecular function: 1-phosphatidylinositol-3-kinase activity; 1-phosphatidylinositol-4-phosphate 3-kinase activity. Gene Ontology annotation, biological process: cell migration; phosphatidylinositol-3-phosphate biosynthetic process; phosphatidylinositol-mediated signaling. NCBI's taxonomy places the organism in Eukaryota, Oomycota, Saprolegniomycetes, Saprolegniales, Saprolegniaceae.